Poecilia latipinna (sailfin molly) is the source of this 882-nucleotide messenger RNA. RefSeq names its product NADH-cytochrome b5 reductase 3-like. The record is from RefSeq and is a predicted model, not a curated record. Gene Ontology annotation, cellular component: mitochondrion. Gene Ontology annotation, molecular function: oxidoreductase activity; FAD binding. Bases 1 to 483 code for a protein of 160 amino acids. Lineage: Eukaryota; Metazoa; Chordata; Actinopteri; Cyprinodontiformes; Poeciliidae. The transcript has 5 exons.
AUGGCCCUGCUGAGAACUGAUCCUGCUGCUGUUUCUCCAGGUGUUUUUGCCAUUCAGGCGGAUAAGAAGUCUCCAGCUGUGACCAAGACGGCCAAACAAGUGGGCAUGAUCGCUGGAGGAACAGGAAUCACCCCAAUGCUGCAGCUCAUCACUGCCAUCAUGAAGGACCCGCAGGACCAAACGGUGUGUCAUCUGCUGUUCGCCAACCAGAGUGAGAAGGACAUCCUGCUGAGAGACGAACUGGACGAGAUUCAAGCCAACCAUCCAGACCGAUUCAAGCUGUGGUACACAGUGGACAGAGCGCCUGAAAACUGGGCGUACAGCCAGGGCUUCAUCAAUGAAGACAUGGUGAGGGAGCGUCUGCCCCCUCCUGGUGAUGACGCGCUCAUCCUGAUGUGUGGACCUCCACCCAUGAUCCAGUUCGCCUGCAACCCCAACUUGGACAAAGUGGGCCACUCCCCCAACCGCAGGUUCACCUUCUAGACAUCGGUCCGUUUGGAGCAAAAGAGGUUUGGAUCUUUAAGGGCUUUGUUAUUGUCUCUGUCCUGAAGGCACUAAAGCAGAGGGAUUUGCACAGUUUAUUUAUACAGCGAUAUUAUUGAUGCAAAGGAAUAGCAGCUAGGACCAAACCACAGGGGAAGAGUUGGGAAUCAUGUUGAGAUGGGAUUUUUAGUUUGGCGUUGAGACAUUUUAACAAAGUUGCUGUGGCUUUAUGGCUGUUCAUCCAGUGCCUUAAAAACCUGCAGAAUUCUGUGUUUAAGGUCAUCACUGCUUCAUUUCUCUUGAAUGCCACCAAGUUGAACAUGUCAGUUUUUUGCUAAAUGUUACCUAAAUUGUAAAUCUGGUUGCUUGUAACAUGGAGUAUAAAAAUCUGUUGCUACU